UUCGUUUCAUUAAUAAGUUUUCUACUGAUGUCUGUACAGUCUGGCAAGUCAGCAUCUGUAGACUUCUGGUGUUGGGAUGAAGUAGUUCGCAAGACUAAAUCUACAGUUCUUGUUCUUGAGUCUCUGAGAUCAGAACAACAGCAGAUAUCUGCUGAUUUAGAUUUAAUAGCGAAUUCGAAAGACGCCGAUCAGCACGAUAUUUUAUAUGCCAAGGAAAAAGCAUCUUCUUUGGAUUCAAUCAUUCAAAAAAUUUGUAAAGGUUUGGAUGAUGCCAACGUUGUAAUAUUAUUUUGUGACUACCUUCAAAAAGUAGAAGCAGAAAAACAAAAGUUACGGUAUCAGAGUCGUCGGCUUUUUCAGGAGAACUCUUGGUUGAGAGAUGAACUUGCGGUUGCCCAAGAAGCACAUAGGAAAAGUGAACUAAAGAUAGUUCAACUUGAAGAAGAAGUAAAGCAUCUUCAAUUUAGCAGUGAAUUGCGGAAAUAUGACUCUUCUGAACCUGUGGAAUCCUCGGGACUAACCGAUGGUGAGAAAAACAAUGAUAAAACUGCCCUUGAUCUUGGGUUUCCUCCUGAUGAUAAAGAAGAAGGAGAUCAAUAUGGAAUGACACAGAGUCAAACUGUCUCCAUGUCACAGGGUGUUCAUAAUUACGAAAUACCAACGCGUUUGCGAACACUUCAUAAUUUGGUAAUACAGUAUGCUAGUGAAGGUCGUUAUGAAGUAGCGGUCCCACUGUGCAAACAAGCUUUAGAGGAUCUCGAAAGGAACAGUGGACGCAAUCACCCUGAUGUUGCGACAAUGCUGAAUAUUUUAGCUCUUGUAUAUCGUGAUCAAGGAAAAUACAGAGAAGCUGCAACAUUAUUGAAUGAUGCCCUAACGAUUCGAGAAAAGACGUUGGGACCUGAACAUCCUGCUGUGGCUGCGACUUUAAACAACUUGGCUGUGCUUUAUGGUAAACGUGGAAAAUAUAAAGAGGCGGAACCAUUGUGUAAAAGGGCUUUGCUAAUUAGGGAGAAUGUUUUGGGGCAGGAUCAUCCGGAUGUUGCUAAACAGUUAAAUAAUUUGGCUUUAUUGUGUCAAAACCAAGGGAAGUAUGAAGAGGUGGAGUUGUACUAUCAACGAGCCUUGGAAAUUUAUAUACACGAUCUCGGACCAGACGAUCCAAAUGUAGCUAAAACUAAAAAUAAUUUAGCUUCAGCCUAUCUUAAACAAGGUAAAUAUGCUGAAGCUGAAAAAUUGUAUAAAGAGGUACUUACACGAGCUCAUGAAAAAGAAUUUGGAAAAAUUUCUGAUACAAACAAACCUAUUUGGAUGCUUGCAGAAGAACGUCAGUCCGGUCAGUUAACCAAUGCGAAUAAAGAUAUUAGUGAAAUUGUUCAAUCAAUGUGGUCACGUAUUUCUCGUUCAGAAAAUCCAACUGUCGGUACAACUCUUCGAAAUUUGGUUGCCCUUUAUCGUAGACAAGGUAAAUUCGAUGCGGCUGAUAUAAUUGAUGAGUGUGCUUCAUACUCUAAGACGUCAUCAUCUGUUUCUGAACCUGACUAUGAACAGCUGGAACAUAAGCCACGAUUUCCAAUCAAUGAUCAAUAUCCUAGGCGAGGUUAUCCACGCCAUCCAUAUCAGCGUGUUGAAGAUAGAUCUAUGAUCACUUCUUCACGUAGUCUACUUGGUCCUCCGAAUGGUCACCCUAUCAAUAGACGAUCAUUUCCUCCUAGUCGUGGGUUUUUCAGCAUCAAAAAGGCCCAAUCAAUGUCAACCCUACCAGGAAGCUCUAAUAAUAAGAUGUUUUAUAUGCAGCAGGAAAGGCUUAGACAACUGCGUAGUGGUUCAACUAAUCCAAAAGAAAUUUAUUCCCAAGAUGGUCAUACUAAUAACAGUAAUAAUUAUUUUCCCCUUGAUGGCUAUGGUACACGAUCCCAAUAUAUGUUUGACUUCAAUCCAUCUUUAAACAACAGUUUGAAUCAUUAA
This is a messenger RNA of Schistosoma intercalatum, 1968 nucleotides long. The record is from the annotation of a GenBank genome assembly. Lineage: Eukaryota; Metazoa; Platyhelminthes; Trematoda; Strigeidida; Schistosomatidae.